This is a messenger RNA of Trichomonas vaginalis G3, 226 nucleotides long. RefSeq lists its product as uncharacterized. The record is from RefSeq and is a predicted model, not a curated record. NCBI's taxonomy places the organism in Eukaryota, Parabasalia, Trichomonadida, Trichomonadidae. The transcript has a single exon. The annotation marks the transcript as partial.
AUGCUUUCAAUAGAAAAAGAAAAUUCAAGAGUUGCUACAACUAAACCAUUAGAUGAACUUUUUACUAAUGUCGGUCAAAAGUUUGAGACAGAGACCGUAAAGCAUGAAGGCUAUCGUUUUGACUACCCACUAAGAUGGUUAAGAGACCCAUCCGUCACAAAAGCUGUUGGCUUUCGUAGAAUGAAGUUCAUUUCAGAAGCCAUACAUGGUUUCCCAUUUACGGUCG